CAUUAACAUGAAGUAGUUACUACUCACUAUUAACAUUGCUUCAUUCCCUUCUCUCCCAUAUAUCUGAAUACAAAGCGAAAAAUCUUUGCUACUCUCAAACAAAACGCGAUCAUUUCAUUUCUCCCCUCUCCACCCACCAUAGCAGUCGAACAAUCUUCACCGAUUCCGUUAUGGCCAAUUCCGGAAAUCCUCAAGAUGCAGUUGUGCCACCAGUUGAAGGUGUUGCUGGAGGUGGUACAGCGUAUGGGUGGAAUGAUGGUGGCACACAUGGCUUGAGUGUCAAGGGACCAAUUGACCCCACAGAAGUUCCAACUAAGGAUUUAGUGCAUGUGUGGUGCAUGCCAAGCACAGCAAAUGUUGGACCUCAAGAUAUGCCCAGACAUUUGGAACCUAUAAACCUGCUGGCAGCUAGAAAUGAGAGGGAGAGUGUGCAAAUAGCUAUCCGACCAAAGGUCUCGUGGGGUGGUUCUGGUGUUGCAGGGACUGUGCAGGUUCAGUGCAGUGACCUGUGCUCCACAUCUGGAGACAGACUGAUUGUUGGGAAGUCACUGCUGUUGCGGCGGGUGGUGCCCAUUUUAGGUGUACCUGAUGCUCUUGUUCCCAUUGAUCUUCCAGUCAGUCAAAUAAACCUGUUUCCUGGGGAGACUACAGCUCUUUGGAUUUCCAUUGAUGUUCCAAGUUCUCAACCUCCAGGACAAUAUGAAGGAGAGAUUCUCAUUACUGCUAUAAAAUCAGAUGCAGAAUCUCCUGUUCAGAGUUUGAGCAAGGUUGAGAAACAUCAAUUGUAUAGGGAGCUAAAGGGAUGUGUUGACAUUGUUGAACCCAUUCAUGGAAAACCAUUAGAUGAAGUGGUUGAAAGGGUGAAAUCUGCAGCUACAUCUUUAAGAAGGAUUCUUCUGUCUCCAUCAUUUUCUGAAUUCCUUUCAGAUAAUGGACCAGUAGACAUAAUGGAUGAGGAUGCUUUUUCAAGUCUCUCUCUACGCUUAAAGUUAAAUUUGACUGUUUGGGAAUUUGUACUUCCUGAAACUCCUUCACUCCCUGCUGUAUUUGGUAUAUCUGAUACUGUAAUUGAGGAUCGCUUUGGUGUUCAACAAGGGACAGCUGAGUGGUACGAGGCAUUGGAUCAACAUUUCAAAUGGCUUCUUCAAUAUAGAAUCAGCCCAUAUUUUUGUAAAUGGGCUGAUGGUAUGCGUGUUUUGACAUACACAUCUCCAUGGCCAGCGGAUCAUCCAAAAUCAGAUGAAUAUUUUUCAGAUCCACGGUUGGCAGCAUAUGCUGUACCAUAUAAACAAGUAGUCUCCGGUAAUGAUGCGGCGAAGGAUUACUUGCAGAAACAAGUUGAGAUAUUGAGAACCAAGGCUCACUGGAGAAAAGCAUACUUUUAUUUGUGGGAUGAGCCACUGAACUUGGAACAAUAUGAUUCUGUUCGCAAUAUGGCCAGUGAGAUUCAUGCUUAUGCUCCAGAUGCCCGUAUUUUAACUACAUACUAUUGUGGACCAAAUGAUGCACCUCUUGCACCUACUCCAUUUGAGGCUUUUGUAAAAGUUCCAAGUUUUCUGCGUCCUCAUAAUCAAAUUUAUUGUACAAGUGAAUGGGUUCUGGGCAAUCGAGAGGACCUGGUUAAGGAUAUUAUUGCUGAAUUACAACCAGAGAGUGGUGAGGAAUGGUGGACAUACGUCUGUAUGGGACCAUCAGAUCCUCAUCCAAAUUGGCAUCUUGGAAUGCGAGGUACUCAACACCGUGCUGUCAUGUGGCGUGUGUGGAAAGAGGGUGGCACAGGGUUUUUGUACUGGGGAGCCAACUGUUAUGAGAAGGCAACCGUAGCCAGUGCAGAGAUAAAAUUCAGGCACGGCCUUCCCCCUGGAGAUGGAGUUCUAUACUAUCCUGGUGAGGUGUUCUCAACUUCUCAUCAGCCGGUAGCUUCUCUUAGACUUGAGCGCAUACUUAAUGGCUUGCAGGAUAUAGAGUACCUAAGACUGUAUGCUUCAAGAUACGGUAGGGACGAAAGUAUUGCGCUUUUGGAGAGGACGGGGGUGUACUUUGGUCCUGAGCGUUACACAUUUGAGCACAUGCCGAUUGAUGCAAUGAGGGGGCAAAUAUUUAAUGCCUGCCGUUCAUGAAUUGUUAUGUUAUUGAUGCUUCUUGGUUCGAGUGGUUUAUUUGCAGACAGCUGAAAAUUCAGGCUUCAGCAUCUAACUUACAAAAGAUGCGCCACUCGACCAGAUCCUUGGAAUAUCACAUGCAUUAUGCACAAUCUGAACUGUGUAGAUAUGGAAUGUGACAGUAAUAUAUAUAUAUAUAUAUUAGUUAGAGGAGAAAUCUGUUGUCCAUUGCCGAAUUGUUCCCUUUAACCGUACACAGGAUCAUAGUCAAUUACAGUUAAUGUUGCAAUGUGAAAUCGUAUAUUUUUUGGACACUUGCUACUUGCUUGAUACGCGAGGAAAGUUAAAAAGA
This is a messenger RNA of Cajanus cajan (pigeon pea), 2454 nucleotides long. RefSeq names its product alpha-1,6-mannosyl-glycoprotein 2-beta-N-acetylglucosaminyltransferase. The record is from RefSeq and is a predicted model, not a curated record. NCBI's taxonomy places the organism in Eukaryota, Viridiplantae, Streptophyta, Magnoliopsida, Fabales, Fabaceae.